Messenger RNA from Momordica charantia (bitter melon), 746 nucleotides. RefSeq names its product Adenine nucleotide alpha hydrolases-like superfamily protein. The record is from RefSeq and is a predicted model, not a curated record. Lineage: Eukaryota; Viridiplantae; Streptophyta; Magnoliopsida; Cucurbitales; Cucurbitaceae.
UCAAUAAUAUUCUUCCCUCUCCGACGCAAAAGGCGGUGAUUAGAGAAGCAGAGAAGCUUCGUUUCAAUUUCAAUGGCGACUGAAGAUAAGCAAGUGAUGGUGGUCGGGAUCGACGAGAGCGAGCACAGUCUCUACGCUCUGGAGUGGACCUUGGAUCAUCUCAUCGCUCCGUUAUCUCCAGCUAACUCUCCGUUCAAGCUCAUCGUUGUUCACGCCAAACCUUCCGCCUCCUCCGCCGUCAGUUUCGCCGGACCUGGAGCGGCCGAGGUUCUGCCCUAUGUGGAUUCGGAUUUGAGGAAGAUUGCUGCGCGAGUUAUCGAGAAGGCGAAGGCGAUUUGCGCCGAUAGAUCGGUGCAGGAUGCUGUGUUGGAGGUGAUAGAAGGGGAUGCCAGGAAUGUACUUUGUGAGGCUGUAGAUAGGCACCAUGCUUCUGUGCUGGUCGUUGGAAGCCAUGGAUAUGGAGCUAUAAAGAGGGCUGUUUUAGGCAGCGUUAGUGAUUAUUGUGCCCAUCAUGCUCACUGCUCUGUGAUGAUAGUAAAGAAGCCCAAAACCAAGCACUAAAAUUCAUCUCGUUGGAUUUUGGUCCUUUUUCCGAGUGAUAGUGAGAUCCCAAAUCAUGAUACUUUGGAGAAUCCCACAAUUUGUAUAUCAUUAAAUAAAAUUAAGGUUUAUAUUUGAUGUGAAUUCUGAUAUAUAAAUCUCUGUAAUAACAAGCCUCCCUUAUUUGUGUGGUUCGACUCUGUUUA